ACUGAAAAUAGCACAAACGUACAUUACUGGGGGCUCACUAAAUAAACAAGGCUGCUUCCUGUCCUGAGCAACUUAACAAGAGGGUUAGUCCACGUGACCCGGAGUCCAGGACGCGUCAUCAUCGUGUGUGAAUAUCCAGGAUUCAUCAACUCUGCUACCACUAUAUUUUUUUAAAGUGUGAGUCUGUACCGGACUGUGCAACGGAGCCGGGGAGGGCUCAGGGCCGCCCCGCCACGCUGUCAACCGCCGGGCCUCCGAGGAAGAGUGGCGUUUACUCUCGACUUCGGAGAAAUGCCCUCUGUGACCAUGAAACCCUGGGAGUCCACGUUGCUGGUGGCCUGGUUUGGUGUCCUGGGCUGCGUGCAGGCUGAAUUCUUCACUUCUAUUGGACACAUGACAGACCUGAUUUAUGCAGAGAAGGACCUGGUGCAGUCCCUGAAGGAGUACAUCCUGGUGGAGGAAGCCAAGCUCUCCAAGAUUAAGAGCUGGGCCGACAAAAUGGAAGCCCUGACCAGCAAGUCGGCUGCUGACCCUGAGGGCUACCUGGCCCACCCUGUGAAUGCCUAUAAACUGGUGAAGCGGCUAAACACGGACUGGCCUGCGCUGGAGGACCUUGUCCUGCAGAACUCGGCCGCAGAUUUUAUUGCAAACCUGUCGGUGCAGCGACAAUUCUUCCCCACCGAUGAAGAUGAAACAGGAGCCGCCAAGGCCUUGAUGAGACUUCAGGACACAUACAAACUGGACCCAGAUACAAUUUCCAAAGGGGACCUUCCAGGAACCAAGUACCAGGCCGUGCUGAGUGUGGACGACUGCUUUGGGAUGGGCCGCUCGGCCUACAAUGAAGGCGACUAUUACCACACGGUGUUGUGGAUGGAACAGGUACUAAAGCAGCUCGAUGCUGGGGAGGAGGCCACCACAUCCAAGGCCCAGGUGCUGGACUACCUGAGCUAUGCCGUCUUCCAGUUGGGUGACCUGCACCGUGCCGUGGAGCUCACCCGCCGCUUGCUCUCCCUUGACCCGAGCCAUGAACGAGCUGGAGGGAAUCUGCACUACUUUGAAAGGUUGUUGGAAGAAGAAAGAGAAAAAAUGUUAUCGAAUCACACAGAAGCUGAGCUCGCAGCCCAGCAAGGCAUAUACGAGAGGCCUGUGGACUACCUGCCCGAGAGGGAUGUCUACGAGAGCCUCUGUCGUGGGGAGGGUGUCAAACUGACCCCCCGAAGGCAGAAGAGGCUCUUCUGUAGGUAUCACCAUGGCAACAGGGUGCCGCAGCUGCUCAUCGCCCCCUUCAAGGAGGAGGACGAAUGGGACAGCCCGCACAUCGUCAGGUACUACGACGUCAUGUCUGACGAGGAAAUCGAGAGGAUCAAGGAGAUUGCGAAACCCAAACUUGCACGAGCCACUGUUCGUGAUCCCAAGACAGGUGUGCUCACUGUCGCCAGCUACAGGGUUUCCAAAAGCUCCUGGCUGGAGGAGGACGAUGACCCUGUUGUGGCUCGGGUGAAUCUGCGGAUGCAGCACAUCACAGGGCUAACAGUGAAGACUGCAGAACUGUUGCAGGUUGCUAAUUAUGGAAUGGGAGGACAGUAUGAGCCACAUUUUGACUUCUCCAGGAAAGAUGAGCAAGAUGCUUUCAAGCGUUUAGGGACGGGGAAUCGUGUGGCCACGUUCUUAAACUACAUGAGUGAUGUAGAAGCUGGUGGUGCCACCGUCUUUCCUGAUCUGGGGGCUGCAAUUUGGCCUAAGAAGGGCACAGCUGUAUUCUGGUACAACCUCCUGCGGAGUGGGGAAGGUGACUACCGAACAAGACAUGCUGCCUGCCCCGUGCUUGUGGGCUGCAAGUGGGUCUCCAAUAAGUGGUUCCAUGAACGAGGACAGGAAUUCUUGAGGCCGUGUGGAUCGACAGAAGUUGACUGACAUCAUUUUCUGCCCUUCGCCUUCCUGGCCCCACAGUCCGUGUUGUCUUCAAGUUCAAUGUGACAGACUCCUGUCUAUGUUCCAGUCCCAUCAGGCGGGUCUCUGGAGGCGUGAAUGUUUUGUAUGGAGUAGAGAGUGGACUAGGGAAGGUCCUGGAUGACCUGGGUCCCAGCCUCUCUGGCCAGCCUAUGCUAUCUCUGGACGCUCGGGUAGGGUUGGAGUAGUCAGGUGGUCUGCACCUAGCAAGGUGCUUUUGUACCUCAGAUGCUUUAGGUGUGAGAUGUUUCAGUGAACCAAAGUUCUAAUACCUUGUUUACAUGCUUGUUUUUAUGGAAUUUCUAUUAAUGUGGCUUUAACCAAAAAUAAAAUGUCCCUGCCAGAAGCCUUAAA
Dama dama (fallow deer) is the source of this 2304-nucleotide messenger RNA. It is a transcript of the gene P4HA2, whose product is annotated as prolyl 4-hydroxylase subunit alpha 2. Gene Ontology annotation, biological process: peptidyl-proline hydroxylation to 4-hydroxy-L-proline. The transcript is spliced from 15 exons. Bases 292 to 1914 code for a protein of 540 amino acids. NCBI's taxonomy places the organism in Eukaryota, Metazoa, Chordata, Mammalia, Artiodactyla, Cervidae. Gene Ontology annotation, molecular function: procollagen-proline 4-dioxygenase activity; iron ion binding; protein binding. The record is from RefSeq and is a predicted model, not a curated record. Gene Ontology annotation, cellular component: endoplasmic reticulum.